AUGGCCGGAGCUAGUAUCGAAGUAAUGAAAGCCUUGGGUAUAGACGACUCGGAUAAAUCUUGCGCCGGAGCUCCCAGCACGGGUAUCACGAGACGGACAGACAACAACCUCGAUGUCAAGACCGACCGCAGUGCCUGGCUGCUCGGGGUCACAAUCGGCGUACCGUUUUUCGCUGGUGCGAUACUAGGUCUCAUCAUCACCGACCCAAUCAACAGACUCCCCUUUGGCCGUCGCGGCGCUAUAUGUGUUGCGGGCAUAUUCAGCUUCAUAUCGGUCGUGGGCUCAGCUUCGGUCCACAAAUGGGAGCAUCUUCUCGUGUUCAGAAUUCUAUUAGGUGCUGGCAUGGCAGGCAAAGCUUCAAUCGUUCCUAUUCUGCUGUCUGAAACCUCGCCCAAAGAUGUGCGCGGCUUCUUACUGGUCUUCUGGCAACUUUUCGUGGCAUUCGGGCUGGCCGCCGGAUCUGUUGCAAACAUGGCCGUAUAUCGCCUUGACGUGCAUUCAAGUUGGCGCUACAUGUUUAUCUCCGCUUUCAUCCCCGCACUACUCUUGCUAUCAUUGAUCCUCUUCUCACCUGAAUCCCCUCGAUGGCUGUUGAAGGAAAGCGGUAGCGUAGGGAAUCUUUCCCAGAAUGGCAAGCUGUCGAAGAACGAUCCACGCAGGGGAGUCAAAAUUCGGAAGGCCUACAAGUCUCUAGUCGAUCUUCGAGGCGAAGUUGUUCCCAUACUUGCCGCCGGCGAACUGUUCCUAAUGCACACGCGCCUCAUCGACGAGCAGCGUCGGCUGAAGGCAGCAUUAGAUGGUCACUCCUACACGACCAGUGCGGCCAGUCGAAAUACAAAUGCGAAGAGUCCCUUCCGUGAUGUUAUUCAGCACAUCAGCUGGCGAGAAAGAGUCACGUUGAUUUUCUUCCGCUCUGGAUAUACGAAUAGAGCGCAUCGAGCUGCAGCUGCUGUAAUGAUAUCACAACAACUGUGCGGUAUCAACUUGAUAGCUUUCAUGUCCGACCACUUCUUCAAAUACUCCUUCUUCGACGACAACCCCGAAUGCGACAACUCCGAAAAGACCUCAGACCGGAAUAUAACGCUACUGGGCGCUUCGCUUGGGUUGAUGCUCCUCAACUUUAUAGCUACAAUUCCUGCCCUAUUCGUUAUCGACAUUACCGAUGGACGGAGACGUGUCUUGAACUGGACAUUCCCAGUAAUGGCCGGGGCUUUGCUAAUGUCUGCCGUAAUCCCAAAGAUUCCCAACCAGCCAAAGGAUGGGUACAUCGCUGGACACUACAUCUUCUUGGUUGUUUUCAUAAUCGCAUAUUCGGUCGGGGAGGGUCCAGCAGCUUUCGUCAUCUCAGCAGAAGUCUUUCCCCUCGUUAAUCGAGAACUCGGUAUGAGCCUCGCUGUCUGUUGGAACUUUAUGGGAGCCGGACUCCUUGCUGUCUUAGCCCCAUGGCUGCUGGAUACGCUUGGUCAGUUCGGCGUGCUCUUGUUGUUUGCAGGUACCAACCUUCUCGCAUGGUUUCUUUGUUUUUGGCUUGUUCCCAGUACCGGGAAAGAGGACCUAGAGGAAGUGUUCGAGCAGCUCGAUAUCACCACCAGGUUCAUGUUCAUCUAUACUCUCAAAACGAUAUCGCGUAGAUUCACCCAACCAGUAGAGUGGUGCUUGCGAUUGACCUCCAGGGAUUGGAAAGAGUGUGGCUAUCCGGAGAGACUUGAAUCACCAAGGAAAGAGUGGGAGAAGAAAAAGCGCGCACAAAGAUCGAAAACCACUCAUCCCGGUCCUCCGGACUCUUCAUGCUCGAGCGAAGACGAGGUAGAUGAGAUACCGAGCGACAGAGAAACCGAUCGUUGCGAUUGA
Alternaria ethzedia is the source of this 1851-nucleotide messenger RNA. RefSeq lists its product as uncharacterized. The record is from RefSeq and is a predicted model, not a curated record. Gene Ontology annotation, cellular component: membrane. Gene Ontology annotation, molecular function: myo-inositol:proton symporter activity. The transcript has 3 exons. Gene Ontology annotation, biological process: transmembrane transport. The coding region runs from base 1 to 1851 and encodes 616 amino acids. NCBI's taxonomy places the organism in Eukaryota, Fungi, Ascomycota, Dothideomycetes, Pleosporales, Pleosporaceae.